Messenger RNA from Lepisosteus oculatus (spotted gar), 3267 nucleotides. It is a transcript of the gene angpt2a, whose product is annotated as angiopoietin 2a. Lineage: Eukaryota; Metazoa; Chordata; Actinopteri; Semionotiformes; Lepisosteidae. The record is from RefSeq and is a predicted model, not a curated record. Gene Ontology annotation, molecular function: receptor tyrosine kinase binding. Gene Ontology annotation, biological process: Tie signaling pathway.
GUGGGAGGGGUUAGAGCUACACACAAUUCCAUCUCCUCUCAGCUAAUCAUAUAAGAAAUUGCAGUUGAAUCAAGAUACCAGGGGUUGCUAAAAGCAACAGCAGCAGGCAACUUUUAAUCAGAGAGCAAGAAAUUUCUGCCAGAACAAGGAGGGUUUUUUUCUGUUCUUGUGUGAGUAGAAAGACACUGACUACGGGAAACAAGUACAAAAGGCUGGCUUCAGAAGGAAGAUCUGUGUAAUAUUUAACUGAAGGACUUUAAACUUGAAGUGAAAGAAGCGCCGCAUUAAAAAAGUCAAUAUUUAGUGACUUGUCUUGUUCUGUGGUAAAUUUCAACCCAGAAAUUCAAAAAAAAAAAUGUGGAAUACCUGUUUGUUGCUUUUGAGUUACACUCUUGCACUGGGGACAGGGUACAAGAAAGACGCAGACAGCACGGGCAAGAAACAAUACCAGAUUCAGAACGGCCCGUGCAGCUACACAUUUCUGCUACCUGAACAGGACAACUGCAGGACCUCGGCUAACACCUACACAGGCAACUCACUGCAAAAAGAUGAGCCAGCAGAAUAUGAGUCAGUGCAGAGGCUGGAGCAGCUUGAGAACACCAUGGAAAACAAUACACAGUGGCUCUUGAGGCUUGAAAAUUAUAUUCAAGAAAACAUGAAGCACGAGAUGGUCCAAAUUCAGCAGAACGCAGUGCACAACCACACAGCCACCAUGAUUGAAAUUGGAACACACCUGUUGAGCCAGACGGCAGAGCAGACCCGCAAGCUAACCAGCGUGGAGGCCCAGGUUAUAAAUCAGACGACAAGACUUGAACGUCAGCUCCUUGAAAACUCCCUCUCCACAAGCAAACUGGAGAAUCAGAUUCUAGUCCAGACGAACGAAAUCAGCAGCCUGCACGAGAAAAACAGCGCCCUGGAGAAGAAGGUGGAGGAGAUGGAGGGCAAGCGCGGGGCCGAGCUGGCGUCCCUGCAGGAGGAGAAGGAGCUGCUCCAGCAGCUGGUGCAGCGGCAGGGCGCGCUCAUACGGGACCUGGAGCAGCAGCUGCUGGCGGCCACCUCCAACAACACGGCCCUGCAGAGGCAGCAGCAGGAGCUGAUGGAGACCGUGAACAGCCUCGUCUCCACCAUGGCGGCCCCACGCAUCAAAAAGAUUGCUGCCGUGCCAGAGGUUCAACCUCUCUAUAAAGACUGCGCUGCUGUUUUCAGGUCUGGAAAGACGAACAGCGGUGUCUAUUCACUGACUCUCCCCAACACCACCGAGUCUGUAAAGGCAUACUGUGAUAUGGAAUCCAGCGGAGGAGGCUGGACCGUAUUCCAGCGUCGUGUUGAUGGCCGCAUUGAUUUUCACCGCACAUGGAAAGAGUACAAACUGGGGUUUGGAGACCUUACUGGGGAGCACUGGCUGGGAAACGAGUUUGUGUCGCGACUCACCAAUCAACAGCCCUACAUCCUCAGGAUUCAGCUAAAGGACUGGGAAGGGAAUGAGGGAUAUUCACAGUAUGACCAAUUCUAUCUCAGCCCCGAGGCCCAGAACUACAGGAUACACCUUAAAGGCUACAGUGGAACAGCAGGCAAAAUCAGUAGCCUUGGUCAGCCAGGAAGUGAUUUCAGUACAAAGGAUGCAGACAAUGACAAAUGCAUUUGCAAAUGUUCACAACUAACGACAGGAGGCUGGUGGUUCGAUGCGUGUGGCCCUUCAAAUUUGAAUGGAAUAUAUUAUCAUCUGGGACAGAACACAAAUAAGUUUAACGGAAUCAAAUGGUACUACUGGAAAGGCUCAGGCUAUUCACUGAAAUCCACCACAAUGAUGAUCAGACCAGCACAUUUUUAAUGGUUGUUCCACUACUGACAUUUGAUACAGCUUGAUGUAAAUACUUUUUCCCCCUGUCAAGAUAUGACUGCAGCAUUUUUUACUUCUAAACAUUUUUUCAGAUCGUCAUAUUUAAACAGUUUACAUUUUUCAGUUGUAUCCACAAAAUGUUUGCUUUGCUUAAGGAAGAUGUUAUGUACACCCAGAAGAUGGAAACAUUUUCAACGUUUCCCUCACAAACAUUGAACUCUGGACUAUGAUUGUACAUACUUUGGAAUCCAACUCAGCCAAAGGACUACAAUGGGUUCAACUAUAAAUCUCUUUUUUAUUUAUAGAUAACUGGAACUGUGAGAGACUCUUUAACAUACAUACAUAUAUAUAUAUAUUUUCUAACAACUUGAUAACUAAAGUUUGGGAAACUGUCAAAGAGUUUUCACUGCCUAACUUUAACCCAGUUAUUAGAUACUGUAACAGAAGUGAUCAGCUGUGAGAGAGGCUUGUGGCCCUGCUAUGGUGUUGAAAACCAGAUAGAAACAUCUUUUAGAAAAAAAAGUCCUUGCUCUUUGUUAUUACUUAAUUACAGGAAAAUAGUUAAAUACUGCAAAGUGUUGUUCUGGAUGGGAUGUCAAGCACAAGUUAUUAACUGCAGACCGAGUUCAUAUUCUAUUGUUUAAAAUAAAAUCCUUGUUGAUCGAUGCACCUUUCACCUCACCAUGCAAGAGUUGCUUGUAAACACAUUUUCACAUUUGCAAAGUAGUAACGUGGGAGACUUCAGUGCUUCUUACAGACACCAUUGUAUCAGAAUAGCUCAUUUCCAGUUCUGCUUGGCAUUUCAUAGCAGAAUAACGGGACGGGUGAUGACGGUGAGCUUGUUUCCGGAUUCUUUACAUCAAUUAUUUUUGUAUGUAUUGAAGUGCUACCUUUAAUUUUAAUGGACAUUUUUUUUAAAAGAAAGCUAUCACCAUUAUAUUGGGAAGAUUAGUACAGUGGGAUCAAGAAAUGUCUGACUAUUCUAAUAUAUAACCAGUAAAUUAACAGUAUUUAACUAGAAUAUCUUAAACUGCAUCUUCAUUCAAACGAUCCCAACAAACGAUAGUAAUAAAUACCUAUUUUGAUAUUUAUGAAUAUAUAUUAUACAUAGUAUAACAUAUUCCCAUUGCAAUGUAACACGCACAAAACAACAGAAACAAGUAACAGCGAUAUUUACAAUGUUUUUGGCUGAUCAUUUACAAGCAGUAUGGAAUUAUGUAAAUAAACAUUUAUAUUGAAAUGUCAAUAAUGAAAGAUGCACUGUUUUAAGGGAUUUGAAAAAUAUACUAUGAAACCUUAACCAUUCUUUCUCAUGCGUCUCUCACUAACAGAAAAGCUUCAUGUGGACUCCAAUUAGUAUCUUAUGUUGUGUCCAUGCAUGAUCCCACACUGCUAAACAUGAAAGAAAUAAAUUGCUUUGAAAAGUG